Messenger RNA from Nicotiana attenuata, 1414 nucleotides. RefSeq names its product protein ANTI-SILENCING 1-like. The transcript has 8 exons. Gene Ontology annotation, molecular function: RNA binding. NCBI's taxonomy places the organism in Eukaryota, Viridiplantae, Streptophyta, Magnoliopsida, Solanales, Solanaceae. The record is from RefSeq and is a predicted model, not a curated record. Bases 457 to 1107 code for a protein of 216 amino acids.
UUCCUCUUUCUUGUUUAAUGUUUAAUUCUAUGAUAUUUUUCUUUGACCUCUUUCAUUUGAGAGGUGGGCUUUCUUAUCAGAAACAUUUACAUGGGCCUUAUUAUUCUUGGAUGAUUUAAUGCUAGUGACAUCCAGGCAUAAUAAGGCACAAUGAAUCCUCUCCUGUGCUUCAAUUGAGAACGUUUGUAUUCUAUUGGUGGUGUGGGGGGAGACAUGGUCAAAUGUGUCUUUUCAGAUAUCAAGGGGUUGAUAAAAGAUUUAUGGAACUUUUCUUUUGCAAAGUGUUAGUGCCUCUUUGGAAUAUCUGAUAUGAUUGUAAUGUUAGAUAUCUGAAAACCACUUCAUGUUCUUCCUGUAUCAGUGGUGGACCUUUUCGCUCCACCAGGAGUCAAGUGGUUAGUGGUGAACUCAAGAGAAAUUUGAAAGCUGUAUUUUGGAAUCUGUUACAUAUUGUUGAUGCUCUACUUGGGAAAACCUCAAAUGCUACAUGAAUCUGGUGCCAUCUGUAGAUCUCUCUCCUGGCCUUUUUUCUUUGGGUGGUUGGUGGGAAAGCAGGAGCCAUGGAAUGAAAGACUCCAUGUAGCUCAAGAGCGAGGCACACUUGUGUUGCUUGAGAAUCUUGAUCCUUCAUAUACAUCAGCAGAAGUGGAGGAUAUUGUCAGGCGUGCCUUGGAGCAAAAGGUUAGUGCAAAAAUGGUGCAACAUAGUACCUUCUCAAAUCCAUUGAAUGGGAAAGCAUUUGUUAUCUUCAAAUCAAGUGACGGUGCAGAGACUGCCAUUUCUAAAUUGAAAAGGAGAUGCCUUAUGUUAGGUGAUGGAAGGCCAGUUGUUGCUCGGAGAGGAACUAUAAAGGAGCCAGUGAAAUGUAGUGGCCUUCCUGGCCAUCUAUCCAUUGGUAGAAUCAAAUUUCAAAAGCUAGGAGAAGAAAUGAGAAAAGCAGUAUCAACAUCACACCACUCCCAGAGUAACACAAUCGAACAUGAGAUGGCCGUUGAAUGGCGUGUACUACAGGAAAAGUCAAGCCUUUGGUGGAAAGCUUUACAUGAGAAACAAGCAGCAGAGAUUGAACUACUUAGGGGCAAGUUGAAGAGCCCUAUUUGGAACUAAACCUGUAUAGGAUCUAAACGGACUCUUUUUGUUGGUUUCCUUGUGUACAAGCGGUAUACAGAGGGUGCCCCUUUUUUGGAUAUGGGAUUGCACCUAAGCAUAGAGUAGUACAGAGAUUACAGAUUAGUAUUAUCUGAUGAUAGAAUGCAAUUCUUUUUGCGCAGCACAAUACUGCAUCUUUUGUAGUUCACUGUAUUGCUGUGAAUUUGAGAGUUGUUAGCAGUUCCCUAUAGGAAAUUGGUGCGGUUUGACUUUCUUCCCACACCAGAUGUUUUUUCUUCAAAAUCCAAUAUUAAGUCAUUAAUCA